Molecule: messenger RNA, 1362 nt
Organism: Entamoeba invadens IP1
Lineage: Eukaryota; Evosea; Mastigamoebida; Endamoebidae
Product: tubulin alpha-1 chain, putative
Exons: 1
Coding region: 1-1362 (453 amino acids)
Biological process (GO): mitotic cell cycle; microtubule cytoskeleton organization
Cellular component (GO): cytoplasm; microtubule
Molecular function (GO): GTP binding; structural constituent of cytoskeleton
Source: RefSeq, a predicted model, not a curated record
AUGAGAGAAGUGAUCACUAUUAAUAUUGGACAGGCGGGUUGCCAACUUGGAAAUAGCUGCUGGGAACUCUUUUGUUUAGAACAUGGGAUCCUCCCUGAUGGCACACCUGCCAAAGAAGGGUUGGCUAAAAAUUUGUCGAACGGACAGAACGUCGACAACGCGUAUAACGCGUUCUUCAAUGAAGUUCAAAGCGGAAGAUUUGUGCCACGCGCUAUCUUUGUGGAUACUGAACCGACAGUUAUCGACGAAAUUAAGACGGGAAAUUACUCGAAAUUGUAUCACCCAAGACAGUUGUUGUCAGCUAAGGAAGACGCUGCGAGUAACUUUGCUUUGGGGAAGAAUAACUUCUCGCCACUUGUGGAAGAGACGAUGGAAGCGUUGAGAAAGUCUGCCGAGGCGUGCUCGGGGUUACAAGGGUUCUUCUAUUAUAACUCCGUUGGUGGUGGGACAGGAAGUGGGUUCACCGCUGCGCUCUGCGAGAAGAUCGCAGAACAAUAUCCAAAGCGAACAAAAAUUAAUACCGUCAUUUGGCCUUCACCAAAACUGUCGAGCGGAGUUGUUGAGCCGUACAACGCAGUUUUGAAUACUCACGCGAUGCUAAAAUUGGCGGAUUGCACACUCAUGGUUGACAAUGAGUCUAUUUACUCGAUCUGCCAGGAACAUCUCGAGGUUCAAAGUCCAUCAUACUCACACUUGAAUCAAAUUAUUGCACAGGCGAUGAGCUCUGUCACAGCAAGUUUAAGGUUUGAAGGAACUCUCAAUGUGGAUUUGAAUGAAUUCCCAACAAACCUUGUGCCAUUCCCAAGAGUACACUUCGCUAUGAUGUCGUACGCUCCAAUUGUCACCCCGGAGAAGGCACAAAGGCAAACAUUGAAUGUACAAGAGCUGACAACGAGUCUCUUUGAUCGUAAGAAUUUGAUGAUCCAACUCGACGAAGUUAACAAAGGAAAGUACAUGAGUUGCUGUAUGAUGUAUAGAGGAGAUGUCUCGAACCGCGAAGUGAAUUUGGCUAUUAAUGUGGUGAAGAAUUCUUAUGGACUUCCUAUCGCCGAUUUCUGUCCGUGUCCAUUUAAAUGCGGUAUUAACAAUCAACCCCCAACGGCUGUUCCCAAUAGCCAGUACUCCGCGACGAAAAGAAGCGCCUGUAUGUUGGCGAACCACACUUCGAUGUGUCAAGUUUUUGGAAAGGUUAAUCAAAACUUCGACCAAAUGUACGGAAGAAGAGCUUUCAUUCAUCACUAUGCGGAGUUUGGCAUGGAAGAGAACGAAUUCAUUGAAGCGAGACAAGAUAUGUUUGACCUAGAGACUGAAUACGCUAAUCUCGCUCUUGAUAACCCAGAGGUUUCGGGCACAAUGGCGUAA